This is a messenger RNA of Sorghum bicolor (sorghum), 426 nucleotides long. RefSeq names its product BTB/POZ and MATH domain-containing protein 1. NCBI's taxonomy places the organism in Eukaryota, Viridiplantae, Streptophyta, Magnoliopsida, Poales, Poaceae. Bases 1 to 426 code for a protein of 141 amino acids. The transcript is spliced from 2 exons. The record is from RefSeq and is a predicted model, not a curated record. Gene Ontology annotation, biological process: protein ubiquitination. Gene Ontology annotation, molecular function: protein binding.
AUGAAGCCGAUCGUCGCCACGCAGUCCGCCUCCGCCAUCGUCGCGGACAAAGAGCGCGGGCGCCAUGAGCUCCAGAUCGAUGCCAGCACUCUCUACGCCGCGGCACCCGUCGGAGCAGGGGGGUUCCUCUCGUCCUCACCGUUCACCAUGGGCGGCCACCGUUGGCGCAUCAGGUACUACCCCAACGGCAACCGCGUGGAGACCAAGGGUUACGUUUCUGUCUUUCUCUUCCUCGACCAGGACGUUGCCGAGCCGGUGACGGCGCGGUGCCUGCUCACACUCGUGGCCGAGACCCACAUGGCGUCGGUCAUCAGCGCCGAUCUCCUGGGCUUGGCCGUAGCUUCCGGUGCUGUACGCGUGGAAGGCGUGGAUCCGCCGGCGUUCAGGGCUCUGCUCCGAUACGCCUACACCGACUCGCUGCCGUAG